CAAUUAUAUGAUGGUAUUGGUUCUGAUCAUCAAAGACGAGACAGUAAUGUUUCAAAUAUUAAUGCAAUGAGACAUUCUACACCCUCUAGUGAAACAGAAUCUGAUAAUGAGGAUGAAAGUACAUUAACAUUUUUCCCUUUCACAUUUUCUCAAAGACUUUUAUCAAUGUCAAUACCUAAACACCCCAUAUUGAAUGAACUUAUGGGAUCAGAUUAUCAAGACGACCAACUUACACUAUUGGCAUACCGGAUUGUACUUGCAGAAUUUUUGAUCUUGAAAGACAAGAAGUGUAAUCAAGAAACUUACAACUAUAUGGGAGAAAGCGAACUUAGAUAUGGUAUUCUCGCCACUUAUGACCAUUGGUUUCUGCGCAGAGAACAUACUAAGCUCUGGAUUUCAAAAGCCCUCCCAUUAUAUUCAGAAUCUCCUCCAGUAUUAAACACAUAUGCUUAUCUAGCUCGAAAAGUAAAAGAGAAUCCUCAAUAUCUUCAACCAAUUCGGAUACCGGUACCAACUAAUGGGAAUAUUAAUAAUCCACGUAUUCUUCAGUCGCAUUUAUCUUCCAGUCAAUCAGUCUUAUAA
Molecule: messenger RNA, 582 nt
Organism: Funneliformis mosseae
Lineage: Eukaryota; Fungi; Glomeromycota; Glomeromycetes; Glomerales; Glomeraceae
Source: the annotation of a GenBank genome assembly